AUGGACAUAGCGAGCAGUCCAUCGGCGUCGAGGCAACCCUCAUAUGAAAACUGUCGCACCGCACAGACAGUCCAACCAACCUCUGACCCGAUUUCACAGAUGGAUAUCACUUCAGCACCAGAAGCUCGCUCCGUGCUAACACGCCUAUACAUCUCACAUACGCUGUCAGCAUGGAACUCACGUAUGUUCGAGUUUGGCGCAGUGCUGUUUCUGGCCUCCAUUUUCCCAGAUACGCUGCUCUAUGUGUCGAUCUAUGCACUCGUCCGGGCCUUAUCAGCUGUUGCGUUUUCUCCUUGGCUGGGUGCGUGGGUUGAUCGGUCUGAUCGGCUUGUUGCUUUGAGGUACUCUAUCGUUUGGCAGCGAAUCCCGGUUGCUGUGUCGUGUCUGUGCUUUGUGGUGCUUUUGACUACAGAAUCUCGGACGAUCACUCUUCUUCUAUUUGGUGUACAGGGACUUUUGGCCUGUUUGGAGAAAGUAGCUGCUACAGCUAAUACCGUGGCUGUCGAGCGAGAUUGGGCAAUUGUGAUAUCGGACAACAUCAAUGUCCCUCGACAAAAAUUAAACGCUUCAAUGCGACGAAUCGACCUCUUCUGCAAACUGCUAGCCCCAGUCUUCAUCUCCCUAGUUGACAGUCUCAAAACGAAAUACGCCAUCUGGACAGUCUUCGGUCUGAACUGCGCAUCCGUGGCGGUCGAAUACAUGGCAAUCGCCCAAGUCUACCGAGCAGUGCCAGCUCUGAAAAAGCAAAUUACAGCUUCUAACACGCUGGAUGCUGAUGAUCAAUCUCAUGAGAGUAACCAAAAUAUUGGCACCAGCCCAUCUACUAAUCACCACAAAUCUUCCUUGAAGGAAUACACCACAAGCCCGGUCUUCCUCCCCUCCGUCGCUCUAAGCCUCCUCUACCUAACUGUCCUCUCGUUCGGCGCCACAAUGGUCACAUAUCUCCUCAGCACGGGCUUCAGUUCCUUGCAGGUUAGCUAUAUGCGCAUUGGCUCGGUAGCGGCUGAAUUGUCUGGUACUUGGACGGCCCCGAUGAUCAUGAACAAAAUUGGCCCAAUCCGGUCCGGACUGUGGUUCUUGAAUUGGCAAUUUGUCUGCGUGACUGCAGCAGCCGCAGCUUUUGUUGUGUGGGAUUCUGAUUCCAGCGUUGUUGCUUGGACGCUCAUUGUUGGUGUUGCUAUGAGUCGGAUUGGGCUUUGGGGAUUUGAUUUAUCUGUUCAGUUUCUUGUCCAGGAGACUAUCGAGGAACAUGCACGCGCUCGUUUCUCUGCUACCGAGAUGGCACUGCAGAAUGUUUUCGAGAUGCUUUCGUUCGCUUCGACUAUUGCAUUCCCGCUCCCUGCGCAAUUCCAAUAUCCAGUGCUAAUCAGUUCUGGUGCUGUAACCGUAGCGGCUAUCUGCUUUGCAGCGUAUGUUCGCAAGGAACGCGGUCAUCUGUUGCACCGAUCACGGUGUAUGGGAGGAGACAAGAUUGUAUAUCGAGCACUCGAAUCGGGGACAGUGUAA
Messenger RNA from Penicillium nucicola, 1506 nucleotides. RefSeq names its product putative iron-regulated transporter. The record is from RefSeq and is a predicted model, not a curated record. Gene Ontology annotation, biological process: iron ion transmembrane transport. Gene Ontology annotation, cellular component: membrane. Gene Ontology annotation, molecular function: iron ion transmembrane transporter activity. Lineage: Eukaryota; Fungi; Ascomycota; Eurotiomycetes; Eurotiales; Aspergillaceae. The transcript is spliced from 5 exons. Bases 1 to 1506 code for a protein of 501 amino acids.